AUGGGGUCAAUGUAUGGUGUGGAGCUUGCACCAAAAGAGGAUGUUGCAACAUCAGAGAAGAAGAGGUCACCAAGCGCCUUCUCCCGAUCUUCCGACUUUGGAGCAUGGGGCGGAGCAGGAAAGAUGCCAGCAUCGUCGACAGCACUUUCGAAUCGAGGAGUAGCGCCAGCUCGAAGAUCCUCCUUCAGGGGAUCAGGGUCCUCCACACAAGGUCGAGGAAAUAGGCGCAAUCCACUUGUCCAGCUUCUUCUUGCUCUUGCCAGACUCACGCUGAGCCUUCGUCAUUUUGAUCUCAAGAUCAACCAUCCAUGGCCUAGGCCCAGUGGCCGGACUCGCAGCAGCAGCCUCAGCAAGGCACGACUUCCAUCCUCUUCGUCCUUAUUCGGAGAUCUACAGGUGGCGAGAUGGGUCUGCAUGCAGUUGGGGCACACAACUGGUGCUUGGAAGCCUGGCUUCAUUUUCUCAUUGCAUGGCACUCCCUCUUCGCCCAAUCACAACACAGAGCCAGCUGGAUGA
This is a messenger RNA of Cladocopium goreaui, 516 nucleotides long. NCBI's taxonomy places the organism in Eukaryota, Dinophyceae, Suessiales, Symbiodiniaceae. The record is from the annotation of a GenBank genome assembly.